AUGCUAGUCAACUCCAAUAGGGAUUAUGACCUUGAGCUUGAUGAGAUCCCGAGGGAUGAAAAUCCCUUGGCUAUCGUUAAUCUUGAGGAGGAUGCUAAGGAAGUGAUGCCUAAGGAGGUCAUUCUUCAGGAAGUGAUGUCUAACGAGGUCCUUCCCUUGGAAUCAAUCCCCAAGAAGGCUCCAAAGAGAGGUAUCAGAAGGACGCUGAGAAGGUCUUCGAGUGAUAUCCCCUCAUUGUCUGGGGCCAAUCCUUCAAAAAAAGGAAAAAAAAAAAGUCUGCUCGUGACCUUGAUGAGUUGA
This is a messenger RNA of Ilex paraguariensis (yerba mate), 300 nucleotides long. Lineage: Eukaryota; Viridiplantae; Streptophyta; Magnoliopsida; Aquifoliales; Aquifoliaceae. The record is from the annotation of a GenBank genome assembly.